This is a messenger RNA of Perca flavescens (yellow perch), 2184 nucleotides long. It is a transcript of the gene alkbh3, whose product is annotated as alkB homolog 3, alpha-ketoglutarate dependent dioxygenase. Gene Ontology annotation, biological process: DNA alkylation repair. Gene Ontology annotation, cellular component: nucleoplasm; mitochondrion. Gene Ontology annotation, molecular function: dioxygenase activity. The coding region runs from base 137 to 1033 and encodes 298 amino acids. The transcript has 10 exons. Lineage: Eukaryota; Metazoa; Chordata; Actinopteri; Perciformes; Percidae. The record is from RefSeq and is a predicted model, not a curated record.
CAGUUCCGGGUAGGAUUUGUUUUUUUGUAACACACUUGCCAUGGCUGUCAAAGCGCAGGUGUCGUAGUUUAUGUAGAGUUGGCUCUUUUCUUUUUAGCUGUAGUGUUGCGUUUUAGCAGCCAUUUGAUGUGAUGCGAUGUCAGAUAAGCGUCAGCGUGCCAGAGUCCAGGGCUCCUGGGCAAAGCAACUGCCAAAACCCUCUAGACCAACAGGUGCAGUCCCAAACAACCAACAACCCAGAAAUGUCAAUCCAGCCCCUAGUUCUUGGGGAUGUGGGCCACAGAAAACACCUAAGACAUUUGAGUUUCACCAGCCUACCAAGCCAGUUAGAGAUAUUCCACCAGAGAACGUGAUGGAGCAGGCAGGUGAUCAUGUGAUCAGCAAUGGACCAUCAGGAGUGUCCAGACUGCGGCUGCUGCCUGGGUUUCUUCCCCCAGAAGAGGCUGACUGGAUGUUCAGUAAGCUGUUAGCAGAGCUGCCCUGGUCCCAGAAGACCAACUACAGACAGGGUGAGGCAUACGAGGAGCCCAGGCUGACUUGCUGGUAUGGAGAGUUGCCCUAUACAUAUGCUCGCUCCACCAUGGCUGCUAACACACAGUGGCAUCCAUUGCUGUUAACCCUUCGCGAGGCAGUGGAGCAGGUGAGCGGAUGCAGCUUCAACUCACUGCUGUGUAACCUGUAUCGGGACAGCCAUGACAGCAUCGGCUGGCACAGUGACAACGAGGCUGCCUUGGGUACCAAGCCCACCAUCGCCUCCGUCAGUCUGGGCGACACCAGAGUGUUCGGCCUCCGCAAGCAGCCUCCACCGGAGGAAAAUGGGGACUACACUUAUGUGGAGCGGAUUCGUGUUCCUCUGAGUCACGGGACACUUUUGGUGAUGGAUGGAGCCACACAAGACGAUUGGCAGCAUCAAGUGGCUAAAGAGUACCAUGACCGAGGCCCGCGCAUCAACUUGACCUUCAGAACUAUGUACCCAGAGCCAGAGGGCUGCAGGCCGGGAACCAAGCUGGGAUUCACACCCAGCCAACCGUAAACUUCCCUCAGAGUCAGGUACUCAGGGCUCAUGAAACAAGUGUUUUCAAGUACCGAUCCACACAAUGUGAUGGUUGAAGUGUGAACAAGGCUUAAGCUACGAGAUUUUGUCGUGUGUGUGAACGUCACUGAGUCAUUUCAGCUGUUUGAAACAAGUCUUGUAAACACAUCACCAUUAGUUACAGGCCACAGUAUGAAAAACAGGGAGAUUUGCUGCUCUGUCUGAAUUGAACCAUAAUAAGACUGCAGUCGUGACCGGUGGUGAUUAUCAGAUACCAGUGUUUUCAGAGAAGCUAAACAAAAGAAUGGGUGAUUAUGAAGGUUUACUGGCUGGAUAAAACCUCAGCCCUGCAUAUUACUUUGACUUUAUUUAUUUGUUCAGCACAGAGAGCUGUUUCUGUUCAUUUCAGCCAAUAAUUCUUUGUUUUACGUGGCAAACUCACAUUUUGACCCAAAUGACAUGUCAUGAAAGGUGUCUUUAUGAAAGACAAGGUCCCGUUGACUUUACAGCAAGUCACUGUUAAUGUGACUUUUGGUGAAAUGCCUGAAAUGUAAUUUAUUUCCUGCCUUGUUAUUUUGGGGAGCUUUUUUGGAGAGAAAAUAGUUGCUAUGAAAAGGAAAGGAAGGAAGUAAAGUUGCCACUUAGGCCAAUUACAGCUCCAUCAGGACUGGAAUUAGUUAAUUUCCCUGUUGAACAAGAUUAGUCUAAUCAGUCCAUCAAAGAGAUAGUUCAGUUUUAUUUUUUUAAACCUUUAAUAUAUCAUAAACCAGAAUCGUUAACGUCCAUCUAAGUUGAGCUUACACAAGCAUUUUAAUAAAGUGUACGGUUUUUCAUUUUCAACUGAAACACAACAUAUACUGUGGAUAAAAUGUGUACUUGAUAACAGGAAAACAGUACAGCACUGCCCAGGUAACAACCGGUAACCAAGGCAAAUUACUUGCAUACCCAUUUUAUUAUUUAAUUUGCAAUUAUUUUUUUUUGAUUGAAUGAUUUGUUUCAGUGACAAGUCCCAGCAAACAUGGCUGCUGCAACAAGCAGGCUUAAUAUGUAUGAGCUUCUUUUUUGCCAGAAUUCUGGUAAUUGUUUGCUUCGAGCUUCAGUUUUCUGUAUAAUUAACAAUUUUCUUGUGGAAAUAAAGGAUAACAAAUUCA